Messenger RNA from Prinia subflava (tawny-flanked prinia), 5445 nucleotides. It is a transcript of the gene HAO1, whose product is annotated as hydroxyacid oxidase 1. Gene Ontology annotation, molecular function: FMN binding; oxidoreductase activity. The coding region runs from base 2271 to 3389 and encodes 372 amino acids. The record is from RefSeq and is a predicted model, not a curated record. NCBI's taxonomy places the organism in Eukaryota, Metazoa, Chordata, Aves, Passeriformes, Cisticolidae. Gene Ontology annotation, cellular component: peroxisome. Gene Ontology annotation, biological process: fatty acid alpha-oxidation. The transcript is spliced from 8 exons.
CCUCAUUGGAUUACAGAAUUAAUGUCUUGGCCUUUUGACCUUGAGGUACUUUGUGUAAUCAGAUACCAGAGGACCAAGUGCCCCCACAAGGACAGUGUUUAAAAUGGUUUAACACCAGGUACAGCCACUGUCCCCCAGCUCCCAGUUCUUCUGGGACUAAGAACCAGCACUGGGAUGUCGACAUCAGUGUGUUCCUGCUGAGGCCAGGUAAGUAUUUCUUAUUCAUGGUUCUCAAAUGGCCCUGGCAGAAGUGAGGCACUAAGGCCAGAAAGGAUGAUUUGGGAUGGCAGAGCAUAUGUCAUUCCCUGUGGUGUCUGCCUGCUUCACCUCGGGUUUGCUCUGCAUCCCCGAGUGUCCUCCCAGCCCUGUCUGGAGCUAAAAUCCCCUCCCGAGCUGUCACAGAAGUGAGGGGCCUGAAUAGAGAAGAGAUUUUUGUGACAAGGUCAGGACGCCUUUAGCUCAGUGGCAUUCUGGAAAUCAGUCUGGAGUCUCCCCUCCUGGCAUGCCAAGGAGCGGGGAGGUUGGUGUGUAGGAGCAGGCUCCUGCUAAUCGACCCUGCCACGGAAUUCCCAGAGGCCUUGGGAGAAGCUGCCUUCUUCUGUUGUGUGCAAGGAACAGCAGCUCCUGCUUCUGCAGUACCAGCAUCAGCGCAGGCUUUCUGCAAACGUGGUGUUACCUUAUGGCAAUUAAAGGCAUUAAAAUGGCCACAGAAGUAAUCUAAACAUUGGUUUAAAAAAGCAAGGCUGAGAGUGGGACUGGGUCAGGCAAGUCGGGGAAGUUUAGGGGGGGGAAAAAAGAAAGGAAUGCUUGGAAUAAUAAUUUAGCUAUGUUGUUGUGAUGUCUUUCACCUCGGAUUCCCAGUGCACCACAAAGAGUGUGGAUGGCAAGACUUGCUGGGAGGGAAGAUAAUUUUCCCGAGGAGAAGCAGCUAUUGCUUAGCCUGGCUCAGCAGCAGCCCCUGCUCCUUCUCAAAGGAAGUGAACUGUAGGAGAGAGAAGGACAGCAAACGGGGUUUGGUUUAUGAUGGAGGCUUGGCCUGAGCAGUGUGUCUCUUCCCAAAUGUGCUUCUUGCCCUGCAGAACAAGGGGAUUUGGGACAACUCAGGAGAGGAACAAGAGGAGCUGCUUGAAAAUAUGGUGCAGUUUGAAAAUGUCAAUGUUUUUCCUGGCUGAAAGCAGCCAGUGCUUCUCUGUUACCCCACUGCAAGGUAAUUUACAAUCAGAUUUUUUUUUUGAGCAUGGAGAAAAAAGGAAAAAACCCAAAAGAUUAAUCUCCCUUCAUUCCCUUUAAUCCUUCCUUCAAAACAGCUUUUAGCUGAAGUUGCCUAUAUUGGGAGUGCUCUCUGCCUUCCCCACUGCGGCAUCUCCCGCUUCCAGCUGGGAAGAAGGAUGCAUUCACUCUCAGUUGCUGAUUGCAGCACACAAAUGUGGACUUGGCUGGAAAAAGAUGUGGGUGAUGAGGAGAUGAUGAAUUAAAAAAAAAAAGAAAGAAAUCCAAGUUUUUAUCCAAAAUAUGCAGGAAAUGUUUCACUGAAAGACUGAGAGGAAGCAGGUGCUGUGUGGCAGCUGAAUGAAUGUGUGCCCUGGUGAUUGGGAAAUACUGCCUGUGAGGUUUCCUUGCUGCUGUUAAGGGCAUUUCCCUGUCCAGACAAUGCCUGGUUUCACAUAUCUGUCAAACUCAGAGCUGGAAACACCCCAGUUUCCAAAGCAAGAUCAGGUUUUAUUAAAGGAUGAUGAUACUCUGGUAGUGAACCUGUUUGGUGUUUUUGUGGGACCAGUCAGUUCCGGAUCAGGAGCACUGACUGGAUGUUGGUGCAGAGGAUGUGCCCUGAUAAGGGAUCUCUGCUUGGGACUGCAUCAUUUUUCUUGCAUGCACUGCUGGGGGGAUUUUGGCUCUUCCUGUUUCUCUUCCCAGCUAAAAGGACCACAGAGAUGCUGUACCUCAGGACUGACCCUCUCAGGCUGGCUGUGAGAUGGCAGUGGCAGUAACAAUCUGACAGGUCAGAGAAACCAGGAGCCUGGGCAAGAGGGAGAUGCUUCACAUCCUUUAUGCUUUGGGGUUUAGCUGUAUAAAUGAGCAAGGUUACAAAGGGAUUUUUGCUUUCUUUCUUUGCUGGGAAAAGAUACCUCAGAACAGAGUGGAAGCCUUCAGAAUGAGGAUUAGGAAAAAAAGGUGGAGAAAGAAGUCCUGUUUUCUUUGUCCCACCCUCAGCCCAUCCUCCCCUGAAAAAUAACAAACUGUUACAAUGGCAUGAAAACAAGCGUGAGGAGAUGUUCCUGCCGUGUGUGUCUUGGCACCGAGCAGCACAGCUGACUUCCACAGCCACACAUCUCCUUCCAAGCAUCAUAACCGUCCUUCUCCUCCCUGGGGAGCGCUGCCUGGAGAGCUGGCACAGCCCCAAGCCUCCAGCAAGGUGGAAGCUGUACCCCCGGGUGCUCAGGGACGUGUCGGUGAUGGACCUGUCCACCUCCGUCCUGGGCCAGAGGGUCUCCGUGCCCGUGUGCGUGGCCGCCACCGCCAUGCAGCGCAUGGCUCACCCCCACGGAGAGACGGCGACCGCCAGAGCCUGCCAGGCCGUGGGCACAGGGAUGAUGCUGAGCUCCUGGGCCACGUCCUCCAUCGAGGAGGUGGCCGAGGCAGCCCCGGGCGGCCUGCGCUGGCUGCAGCUGUACGUGUACAAGGACCGGGCGGUCACGGAGUCGCUGGUGAGGCGCGCCGAGAGCGCCGGCUACAGGGGCAUCUUCGUCACCGUGGACACGCCGUACCUCGGCCGCCGCGUCGCCGACGUGCGCAACAGGUUCCGGCUGCCCCCGCACCUCAGAUUAAAAAACUUCUCCAGCAGUGACCUGGCAUUCUCCUCGGGGAAGGACUUUGGCGAGAACAGCGGGCUGGCCGUGUACGUUGCUGAGGCCAUCGAUGCCACCGUCAGCUGGGAGGACAUCAAGUGGCUGCGGGGGCUGACCUCGCUGCCCGUCGUGCUGAAAGGGAUCCUCAGGGCUGAUGAUGCCAAAGAAGCUGUAAAGAUUGGGGUAAAUGGGAUCCUCGUGUCAAAUCACGGAGCACGGCAGCUUGAUGGGGUCCCUGCUACUAUUGACGUCUUGCCUGAAAUCGUGGAGGCUGUGGAGGGGAAGGUGGAGGUGUUCCUGGAUGGUGGUGUAAGGAAAGGCACGGACGUUCUCAAGGCCUUGGCUCUCGGUGCCAAAGCUGUUUUCAUCGGCAGACCUGUCCUCUGGGGACUGGCUUAUCAAGGUGAAGAAGGAGCAAAAGAAGUUCUCCAGAUGCUGAAGGAAGAGUUUCGCCUGGCAAUGGCACUGACAGGAUGCCGGAGAGUAGAAGAAAUUGGCAGGACACUGAUCCGAAGACAUCAAGUAUUGUUUUCCAAGAUUUAGAUCUGAAGACUCUUGCCUUGUGCAUUGCCUGUUGUGCUUCCAGACAAAAUCCAACUGCAUUCCCUCAGUGGGCCUCCUCCUGCAAUCCUGACCGAGGGGACGCCCUGCUCUGUAGGGAGAUCACUUGCUGAAGAAAGAACUCAAAGCAAAUUUUACAGGUGUUUCCAAAUCUCUCGGGCUCUUAAGGAAAGCUGCUACACUAGGAGGUGUGAUUAGAGAUGGGGCUGUAUACAGGACCAGCACAGAAACUUCAAUGUGUUUUGCAACAAACGCUGACAAUUAAUUUCCAUGCCUGGGAGUAAUUUAGUUGUUAAAGUGAAACUAUAAACAGAAAUGUUUUGAUAGCAAACAGAAAUGCUGAAAUUUAAAAUGCAAAAGAUGCUUCUUGCUCACUGUUUAGAGAAACUGGACUGUAGAUUGUAGAGAUUAAAUCUUGCUUUCUUAUGAACAGAGUGUCCUUUCCCUAAGUGACUUUAUAAGCAUCUGGGCUUGUGGCACGUAGGCUGUAGGAGCCCAGAGCACUCUUCAUUGUAAGGAACCAAAGAGCAAAGCAAAAUUGGGGAAAUUCAGAUGUUUAAGUGGCACAAGCCCCUCUGCAGUCAGACAGCUGUUAUGUAUGUGCAUUGAAUGUAUGUCAGAUCAUUGGCUAAUGAGAAUCCCUGCAGCCCAAACUGUGCCAGCUGCAUCCACCUGGAGCUCCAAGUCACAUUUUUCACCUGGAUUGAUUUGCUAACAGUGGCAAGGGAAGGCUGAUGCUACCUUGGAGAGUUUGUAGAAUUUGCAGCCAUGUGCAAAACAGAAACUUGAAUAACUGAGGCAUUAACCCAUGACUUGGGAAGAGCCUAGUGACUCUAUUGAGUUUCCACGCACAUCCUUCAGUCAGAUAAAUCUCAGUGUUCUUCACUCUGCUUAUGAUGAUGAUGCAGAGACACACAGGAUCUGUGCCUCUGUACUCUAAACAGUCCAAAUAUCCACUGAAUUCAGGAGAAAUUUUACAUUUGUAAAGAACAAAGGAGGUAAGACUGUGCUGUUCUCAUCUUGGGUAAAACCAAGGGCAGCUCUUCACCUGUCUCACCUCCCUUGCAGUCAUGGCAGUUUUACAGGGAGCAGGGAGAGGCCACACAGGUUUUGAAUAUCCUGCUGUGAAAAUUAACUGUUCAUUUUAAAGAAGACUAAAGAAGAGAAAAAAGUCCUAAUUUCUUGGUCUCGCUGACAUCACCAGCUCCACCAUUUGUUUCCCAUCAGCCUCGUGCAUUCUGACUCUUCCGCUUUGCUCAGUUUGAAAUAUCCCUUACUGAGCUUUAGAGUCAGCUUUGUAAUGAAAUGAUGGAAUAUCAUAAUGUGAACUAAAGCUGGGGCUGGAACUCGAAAUGGGGAGAAAACCCAAAAGGCCACAUGCUUGCCCUCCAGUUGUAAAAUCUGUACUCUUAUUUACUGCAGAAUGUGGUCUGUUGUGUGAGAGUUGCGUAGCAACAAAAUAAAGUUUAUCUGUGCAAGGAAAUAUGAAUGUUUCUCAGAGCACAGAGAAGCAUAAUUUCUGCUGUUUACCGCACUUAUCAUAUCUGUUGCAAUGUGGACUGUGUCAGAUGUCAAUUACAGACUAACUUCAGCAAGACUGUUUAUUUGAGAUAAUAUAAAUGUUACUUAAAAGACAGGGGCAUAAUAUCUUGUGUUUACAUGUUUAAGGUCUAUUUCUAAAGCUCAGAAGAUGCAGUUUCCUGUCUUUGUCCCAACCAGAUUCGAGGAAAGUUCUGAAACUCUGAGGUUCAGUAGAAGUUCUGAUGACGAGGAAACCGGUUUCGUUACUUGUGCGUAAUUCCCUGUUUCUAGUUCCUCUGGGAUAAGGGGUUUACAUUGUUUGUUCCUGCCUGUUAUCUGAGAAUCGUCUGACUGCCUUCCAGUUCAGCCCCAGUAAGACUAGACAAGCAUUAAAAACCAGAAUUAGAGCCAAAGACUUAAAGGCUGUGAAACUGGUAACAGAAAGUAAAUGAAUUUGUCUGGUAGAAUUCUCUUUUUAAAAUAUUCCACUGUGAAGAGAAUUUCUUUUCAUUUUGAG